This is a messenger RNA of Panicum virgatum (switchgrass), 590 nucleotides long. RefSeq names its product ESX-1 secretion-associated protein EspE-like. Lineage: Eukaryota; Viridiplantae; Streptophyta; Magnoliopsida; Poales; Poaceae. The transcript has a single exon. Bases 213 to 590 code for a protein of 125 amino acids. The record is from RefSeq and is a predicted model, not a curated record.
UCCCGCCAACUUCUCCCUCGCUCUGCAUGUGUGUGUGCAUGGCCAUCUCCCUCAUACAUAUAUAUAAACUCGAUCCUGCUCUGGCCUUGCCGAUUCUUAACUUGCAGCUGCUCGUAGAGAUAAUAAGUUAAUAACGCACGGAAGAUUAUUGCUCAGCGAUCCUUCCUCCUCCACCAUAAUUAACCUGCUCGAUCGUGCCUCAUCUCCGGGCCAUGGCCGCGCACCGGGAGCUGCUCCUCCUCCUCCUCCUCCUCGCCGCCGCGGUCAUCGCGGCGCUGGCCGCCGUCGCGUCCGCCGACGACGCCAAGCCGACCAUCCUAACCCCCGUGGCGCAGACCCCGCUGGGCUCCUUCGACGGUGACACGCCGGCCUCCGACAACGACUCCGUGGAAGACGACGACGACGCUGCGCCCGUAGGUGCGCCCACCGGCGCCACCAUGACCGAGCCCAAGCCUGAGCUCCCCUCCCCGCCCGGCACCGAAGCUACCGCGGGUGGCGCCGCUGCCAGCGGCGCGGCCGCCGACCUCGGGGUGCUGGCGGCCCGCGUGGGCGCCGUCGCGGCCGUCGCCGCAGGAGUCUUCGCCUUCUGA